This is a messenger RNA of Neoarthrinium moseri, 480 nucleotides long. RefSeq lists its product as uncharacterized. The transcript has 2 exons. The record is from RefSeq and is a predicted model, not a curated record. NCBI's taxonomy places the organism in Eukaryota, Fungi, Ascomycota, Sordariomycetes, Amphisphaeriales, Apiosporaceae. The coding region runs from base 1 to 480 and encodes 159 amino acids.
AUGCGCUCCUUCUCGCUCGUCACCCUGCUCGCCCUGCCCCUGGCGGCGCUCGCGACGCCAACGCGGCUGGACACCCCGGCGCGCACCGUCGCCCUCGAGGCGCGCCAGGCCGUCGUCACGCCCCCGCCGUGCGUGCCCCGGACCCCCGAGCCUAGCAGGGCCGAGUCCAAGUGCAUCUUCGACCGGUUCGUCGACGCGUUCCUGGUCCGGAAGAACCUGACCGAGGCGUUCAGCUACGUCGAUGAGGGAUACAUUAACCACAGCGCGGCUGCGACUGCCAACGGAUCGGCCGCCGCGUUGGACGUCCUCGGGCCCAUUUGGCCCACCGUCCAGGUCCAGCUCCUCUCCGAGGGCUACACGGGUCCCAAUGGCACUGCGACGUACAACAUCUCGGGCCUGGGACCGGACACCCUGACUAUCACGGACACGUGGAGGAUGCAGGGUGGUUGCAUUGUCGAGCACUGGGACACGACCAGCUGA